AAACGCUUCCCCAAAUACCCCUCCCUCCUCGCGCUCCUCGCUUAUUGUCUCGAACGCUCGAAGUGACAGGAGCCACAUGCAGCAGUAGCGCUCAGGGGAAAAACGCAUUUUAAGUGGACUAGAGGUAUAGGCUGGAGUCUGUGCAUCUCCAUGGUGUUUUGAUACAGAGCAGGAUGUGACAUCAGUGGCCUUCAUGUCUUCUGCUCGUGCGGAUUGGGCAUGAGCGAGGAGCCCCACCCUCACUCGCCCAGCUGACCAAUCAGAAUGUUUGAGGUGAAGCCCAUGAGCGUGGAGAAGAAGGACACAGCUGCAGAAACAGAUGAGGGCAGUAAGGUGUGUGACGGGGGUGUCAGCAGUUGCGGAGGGGAUUCGCUGUAUCUUUACGAGGGUCAGGACUGGGUCAUCUCCCCCUCCUGCUCUCCUGAGGAACCCAGCGCCAUCUCACCCAUGCUGGCCGAGGAAACCUUCCGCUACAUGACAUUUCUAGCUGUCGGUUCCUCUUAUCCCCAUAAUGGCUCUAACAGCCUCUCUAAAGUCCUCAGCGCUGACCGGGUGGAGCAGAUGACCAAGACCUACAAUGACAUUGACGUGGUCACACACCUCCUGGCUGAAAGGGACCGCGACCUGGAAUUGGCCGCUCGGAUCGGUCAGUCUCUCCUGAGGAGGAACCACGUGCUGCAGGAGCGAAACGAAUCUCUGGAGGAGCAGCUAGCGCAAGCCGUAGACCAGGUUCAUCAGCUACAGCAUGAGUUGGCAAAGAAGGAUGAACUCCUCCGUAUGGUUGCGAGUGCCAGCGAGGAGAGCGAGACCGAUUCCAGCUGCUCCACGCCGCUACGUCACCCCGUGCCCGCAGGGGCCGCUCUCGCCCUCAGCCAGCUGGAGGCCCUCCAGUCCAAACUCCAGGAGCUGGAGGAGGAGAACCUGUCCCUGAGAUCAGAGGCCUGUCACCUGAAGACGGAGACCAUCACUUAUGAGGAGAAAGAACAGCAGCUGGUGAACGACUGUGUUAAAGAGCUACGAGAGUCAAACAGUCAGAUGGUGUCUCUGACGGAUGAGCUCUCCCAGAAGAGCGAGGAGUUAAUGAGACAUCAGGAGGAGAUCGCACAACUCCUCUCACAGAUCGUCGAGCUCCAGCAAAGAAUCAAAGAGUUGGCACUAGAGAAAGAAGAGCUGAGAAUUCACCUUCAAGCCUCAAAGGAAGCACAGCGGCAGCUCACAGCUGAGCUGAAUGAGCUGUCAGACAGGAAUGCCGAGUGUGUGGGAAUGUUACACGAGUCCCAGGAGGAGAUUAAGGAGCUGCGCAGUAAAAACACGCCAUCUGCAGGCCUGCGCAGACACCUGUCGUACGGACUCUAUCCUAUGGAUUCUUUGGCAGCAGAGAUUGAAGGUACUAUGAGAAGAGAGCUGAGUGUAGAAGAGGAAAUCACCUUCCAGGACCAGAGGUCGACCCACAAGCGUGUGUUCCAGACGGUGCGGUCUGUCAAUCAGUCGGUGAUGAGAGCGGCUGCCGCAGUGCCUCCGAUCCCUGGCUCCGCCCGCAGCGGCGUGGUCAUGACCCCAGUGCCCUAUCAAUCACACACACCCAACACAGAGGAACGAGCUGGAGACGUGGACGCCACCAAAGAGAACUCUUGUCUGGGUCAGCCCGGCUCUCCCGGAGGAAACGACCUUACAUCAGCCCUAAACCGCCUCUCCCUGCGGAGGCAGAACUUCCUGUGCGAGCGACAGUUCUUCCAGGCCGAGAGAGAGAGGAAACUGCUGGAGCUGGCGGCUGCUGAGUCAGAAGGGGGCGGGAGCGGCUGCAGUUCACCAAUGGGAAGCACAGUCUCGUCUUUCACCAACCUAUCAGAAUUCUCCAUCUCCUCCUGUUUCAAGACAUUUCUCCCUGAAAAACUGCAGAUUGUUAAACCAAUGGAAGGUUCUCUGACUCUUCAUCACUGGCAGCAGCUCGCUAAACCUCACCUGGCCACUAUUCUAGACCCCCAUCCGGGCGUAGUUACCAAAGGCUUCCGCCCUCUCCCUCUGGACAAUGUUUACCACCUGGCUGACCUCGAAGAGGAUGAAGACCAGGAGAAACUACUGUGGGAACACAAGAGAAAAGAGGAGGAGCCACAGGAUGCAAAGAUAAAAGAGGAAGAUGAGGAGCAGGAGGAGGAGGAAGGAAUCACAUUUAACGUGCGCUCAUCGUCCACUCCGGAAGAGAAGAGAGAGAGGAGGUGUGUCCAAAGCCCAGCUAAUGUCCCGCCCCUUCCUGCAUCCCUCAGGAAUUCCCCUGUGCCCAUAGCAAUAGCUGUUUCCUUAGCAGCAGCAGUUAACCUGACAACCAGCGCUGCUCCUGCAGUUAGUUCUGGAGUCUCCGGAUCAGCGGCUCCACAGUUUGAGCUGAAUCUCGGCUCUAAAGCGCCCUCUACAGCUACAAAUCCUGGGAAAUAUCAGAGCUCCACUUUUUCCACAUACACCUUCACUACCUGCCGGAUCCUGCAUCCCAGUGACAGCACACAGGUGACAGCCAGCUCUGCCUGCAGUCCUUCGUGGAGUAAUAACACCCCGAGUUCUCUCCGGACCGGUCCCAGUACUCCAGUCACACCCUGCAGGUUGAGUCUGGGCGAUUCUUUCCCCGUUCGCCGUCCUGCAGCGCCCCCUGGUGGUCUUGCCAAGCUCCUGCUGGAGAAAGGCAUCUCUGCUCAGGGUCCCACUGCUGUGACGGCACCCAAAAAGCCUCUUUCUCUACGUCGUCUUCCCAGCACUCCUCCAAACUCCCCCUCCCACUCUCCAUGCCCCUCUCCUGUGCCCUUUGACUCCCGAUCCACCUCUUCGGACAACUUCCUAGCAUCCCGUCCCGCCGAGCUCUUCCUGCAAGAUGUCUACGGACUGAAACUCGGCCGUGCCCCGCGACCGGAUCUCCUGAGCCCUGAUCGAUCUCCUCAUGGGCCAUUGACCAAACCCGACCGCCACUCCGUCAACCUCGUGAAGCAUCUUCGCAAGCUAGGCUUGGAUAAAAAAGUCCUCCAAGGGUCAGACGCAGAAGGCGCCCAUCCACAGGAAUCUGCCACCUUCCUAGCGACAGGAGGAGGCAGCUUAUUGGAUGGGCUUCGGCGAAAUCAAAGUCUGCCCGCCAUGGUUGGCCGCCGUAGUGCAUCCGUCUCUAGUCCGUCCUUUCAUGUCCCGCCCCCUCACCCUACCUCCCUGGCCCUUCCCACUCCACCAUGGGGGAACCUAAACGAACCGCGCCGCACACGUAGACACGCCUCCCUUUCUCAGGCCCCACCCCACCUGCAUAAUUCAUAAGGAUGUGGGUGUGGUCUCCGACCAACAGGGGUGACUUUAUAUCUAUCCCUCAUAUCCUUGAUUAAACCAUCUAUUCCCCGGAAAAAGGAUGUUUUUAAAGCACAAAAAUGUGUCUUGUUGCCAUCUUUAUGUUAAAAUGAUGUUAAAAUGAAGAUUUUUAAAGGCCUUAUAGCACUCAAGAGGAAACUAAGACUUCUAAUCCUAUUUUUCUCCAUCUAAAUUUCUUUUUUCCUUUAUCAUUCAUCUGUGUCCCUUUAUCCUUUAUUUAGUUUCAAUAAUAAGUCUUUGCACUUAUUUUCUCUCCAGUAACACGUGAGGCUGUGGAGGUGAAGUGUUGGAUAGAUCAGGCAGGGAUAUGUACGUGUCGAGGGUUGCUGAAUGUUGAAUCGAUGGAAGUAAGUUGUAAAGAACUGGAAAUAUGAAGGUUUUUGUAGGUUUAAAGUGAAUUUACUGUCACUUUGAUUCAUCCUAGUGAAUCAUAUAAACAAGAUUGAGGUGAUGAACACAAACAAGAAUGGAAUACGGCAAGUGAAAUAGAUGGUCGCAUCUCCACAGCCUCAUUUUAGGGGUUUGACUUGAGUCAUUCAGCAGUUCCUGUCAGUUCCUCUAUGUAGUUGGUCAGUCCGUCCUGCAUUAUAGAUAGCUAAAGCCUUAUAGACAUUUAGCAGAACAUCUUUUUGCAUCAUUACAGGUGCAGGUGGAAGGUCUAAGCAAGCGUUUGCGUCGCUCAGCAUGCUGGUGUAAGCUCCUUUUAUUUCUUUGCACUGAAUUGGUUUUUGGGAAGUUUUGUCACAAAAGAGCAGAUCUGGAUUGCUCAGGAUAUAUUUGGGUUUGUACAGGCACUUGUUCUGCUACAUGUAACCUGGUGUGUUAUUUGAAAAUUAUUCAGGGACUGUGUAUUUAAGGGAAAUUAGUGAUUUUUUCAUAUGUACACUGAAACCUAAAGACAAGGGAUUUUGAUUCUUUUGAUCAUUUUUGCUCCCGGUUUCCAUCUUCAACAGAGUAGUUCUCAUUCUACCCCUUAAAUAUAAAGCAUACAAAUUGUAUUUCUAGUGAAUACAGAAACCUUUCUGAAGAAGCCCUAAAGAUGUCAACCACUGUAUUACGUGGUCUUGACACUUUGACCCCAGAAUGAAUUCCUUAGUGACACCAUCUUCACUUAUUUCCCUACUUUCCUCAUUUUAUGCACUUUUCAUUUUUAA
This is a messenger RNA of Onychostoma macrolepis, 4490 nucleotides long. It is a transcript of the gene trak2, whose product is annotated as trafficking protein, kinesin binding 2. The transcript is spliced from 17 exons. Lineage: Eukaryota; Metazoa; Chordata; Actinopteri; Cypriniformes; Cyprinidae. Gene Ontology annotation, molecular function: GABA receptor binding. Gene Ontology annotation, cellular component: dendrite. Gene Ontology annotation, biological process: anterograde axonal transport of mitochondrion; neurogenesis. The record is from RefSeq and is a predicted model, not a curated record. Bases 265 to 3288 code for a protein of 1007 amino acids.